AAUGGAUUCUUUAUCUUUGUUUAAGAAGAAACAAUAAUAAGAAAUAUAAUAGGCUCUUGCAUAUGAAAAACAUAUUCGAGAAAAAGAACUAUAAAAAAGUUAACUUGUGUUAAGAUCUUGUGAAAGAAUGUCAUUAAUUACUGAUAGAUAACUACAAAAAUUAAAAUAAAGCCAAAUGUCUGUAGUUAAACACCAAUAAAAUGAGCAUAGAUUUAAAUCAUAGGAAAGUGAUACAAUACGUACAAGGUAAUAAAGUUUCUUAUAUAUAUUAGACCUAAAGUAGAACUAGAGUAAGAAGCAUAUGAGAGAUGGAUUUCAUCUCAAAAAAGGCAAUUAAAAAGAAUAGAAACAGAAAAGUUGAAGAAAUUUGAGUCUAAAAUUGAAAGAGCAGAAAAAAUUAAGAUAAUGAAAGAAUAAGAACAUAAAAAUAAAUAAAAAUUGCGUAUUGAAACAUUAAUCUAAAAGGAAUAAAUUCACAAUGAAUACACACAUAGGCUACAUGUAAAUAUUCAGAUUUACCAUUUUAAUUUAGAAAUUAUAGAAAAAAGUAUACGCAAAGCAAAUAAAGCUUGUUUGA
Messenger RNA from Paramecium primaurelia, 577 nucleotides. NCBI's taxonomy places the organism in Eukaryota, Ciliophora, Oligohymenophorea, Peniculida, Parameciidae. The record is from the annotation of a GenBank genome assembly.